AUGGAAUCGUAUUUAAAAAAUAGGGAAGCAUUGGAACUUUUGGCUAUAUCGCAUGAAGUCACAAUCACACAAGAAAUCAAAACUAUUAUUUUGAAUACCGAUAUAUGGGUAAAGCUAGACGAGAUUGUAAAUAUUUUACAGCCACUUGCGACGGCCAUUCUUUCAACAGAGAGAGACACAUCUGUACUUUCUGAUGUUUAUUACACUUUUGAAAAUUUAAAAAAGGGCCUGUCACAGGUAUUGGAUGAGUCUGUGUUUUUAGAUGCCGAAGACAAAAAUCUACUACUAGGUCAUGUUAGCAGUCGAAAAGAUUUUUGCAUGCAAUCUAUACAUUUUGCUGUCUAUCUGUUGGAUCCGAGACAUUGCGGCAACGGGUUGAGUGAUGAAGACAUUUCAAAGGCAACUGAAUACAUUCAGGAAUACUGUGUAUCUAGCGGCUUAGAUGUAACAAAUGUUCUGACGAACAUGGCAGAGUUUACAACAAAAACGAAUUUUUUUCAAGAAUCAAAGCCUAUUUGGUCUCCAGCGAAGAAGCUACAACCCAGAAUAUGGUGGCAAACAUUUGCCUUAAAUCAAAGUGUUGGUGCUAUAGCUAUAAAAAUUUUAAGUGUACCGCCAUCAUCUGCGGCUUCGGAAAGAAACUGGAGUAUGUUUGCUCACACACACACAAAAUUAAGAAACCGCUUGAAACAAUCGAGAGUUCUCAAACUAAUAAGUAUCAGGUCGAAUCUUAAUUUAUUGAAAAAGAAAGAUGAGAAGAUUUUAUAUAAUGAUUCUGAAGAUGAGGAUAGUAAAGAUGGCGAGGUUGAACAUGUGACUACAAGUAACACUGAUCCCCUUGUUUAA
Molecule: messenger RNA, 846 nt
Organism: Arctia plantaginis
Lineage: Eukaryota; Metazoa; Arthropoda; Insecta; Lepidoptera; Erebidae
Source: the annotation of a GenBank genome assembly